UUUUUCCUUUUUUCCAAUUGAGACUCCAAGGACUAAAAAUUUUGUGUCCCUUUGAGCCAGAGAAAGCUGCCACUAGAAGACACAUUUCAGUAACAGAGUCCAACUGGUCAUGUUUGUAUUCAUAUAUAUUCCCUGAGACCCCAUCUCAUAUAUAGCUAGCUCUCUCUUUCUACAACAUGAAAGAUCAGGCAAUGGAGAGGAUUGAAGGAGAUGAUCACCAUCACCAGAGCUCCUCAUUUCUUAAGAGGUCUCCCUGUUCUUCUGUUGACAAUGGUGAUCAGAAACCCCACACGUCAUCAUUUGACGACGGUGAUGGUGUUACUCCUAAUAGAAGCACAGCUCAAGGGAAGCAUCUAGUAGUCCACGGCUACCACCAUCAUUUUCCGGCCGCCGCCGGUCAUCGUCAGAUGAUCGGCAGCCUGUUGAAAUCAUCCCCGUCGUCAUCGACUCCGGUGAGACCUUAUGUUCGGUCCAGAAUGCCUCGGCUUCGUUGGACGCCUGAUCUUCACCGCUGUUUUGUGCAUGCAGUUGAAAGGCUUGGCGGAGAACAAAGAGCCACUCCAAAGAUGGUUUUACAGAUCAUGAAUGUGAAAGGCCUUAACAUAUCACACGUUAAAAGCCAUCUUCAGAUGUACAGGAGUAUGAAGCAUGAGCAAGGCAUACAAGCAGCUGCUUUGGCAGCAAAGAAGAAUGGUAUGUUGCAGGUCUCUGAGUACUCAAACAACUCAAACUUCUUAAAGCCAAUCGAUAUUGCUCAACCUGUUUACCACCAAAAGAAAGACUUGAUGAAGAAAAUGUACAACCAUCGACCCUGCCAAAGCAAUGAAACUUGUUACAUUGAAGGCCUUGACAGGAACACCAGUCCUCUGGCGAAAUGGAAGGAUGAAACGAAGCCAUUAGUACUACCCUAUCAAGCACCAAGUUCUUUCAUCGUAGACAAUGAUCUGCUCAAAAGAUGCACUGAUAAUAUUGGACAAGAGAGCAAUCAUAAAGAAUUGGAAGAUUUAGGCAGUACCAAAAGCGAAUAUGAUGCAAGAAUGUCUCUAUCAGUCAACGCGUCAUCAUCGAAAGCCUCUCGUGAGCUGUUGAGGUUCAGCAAAGCAGCUGGGAAUUCAGAUGCGAAUGAUGUCUCUCUUGAGCUCACUCUUGGUACUUAAAAUCAUCAUGCACAUUUUUAUGCAGACAAUGUAGAAACUUGAAAAAAAAGUGACUCUAGAGUUAAUUAGUACCUCUUUUUCAGUAUUCUCCUCCAAUAUAUGCUUCAUGUGCAAUUA
This is a messenger RNA of Malus domestica (apple), 1274 nucleotides long. The record is from RefSeq and is a predicted model, not a curated record. Lineage: Eukaryota; Viridiplantae; Streptophyta; Magnoliopsida; Rosales; Rosaceae.